Endocarpon pusillum Z07020 is the source of this 2763-nucleotide messenger RNA. RefSeq lists its product as uncharacterized. The transcript has a single exon. The record is from RefSeq and is a predicted model, not a curated record. The coding region runs from base 1 to 2763 and encodes 920 amino acids. NCBI's taxonomy places the organism in Eukaryota, Fungi, Ascomycota, Eurotiomycetes, Verrucariales, Verrucariaceae.
AUGCAAACAGUAUGGUCUCGGUCAAUACGGCCACAGAACACUCGUUGCAUCCCUUGUAGCACCCAAAUCCCUAGCACGUUGUCUCGUCGAACUACAACUGGGAUAUUCCGAAAACAACUCAAUGCGGGCGAUGCCUUCACUCUACUCCUCGGCCCUGUUCUCGGCGGCGCCUUUGUUGCGGAUGCGAAGGCGAAGGAUAAGCGGCGAAGACAAUGGGACGAGAAGAUCGCUGCAGCGCAGGCAGAGGUCGAGGAGAUGCGUCGAAACGAGGUCAAACCUUAUAGCAGCACAAGAAGAAAUCUGAGAAGGCUUCCUGCGCUCAGUCGUAGUUACAGCUCUGCGUCAGCAAUCCGUCUCACAGUGACAGACGAAGAAGACUCGAUUGAAGCUGUUGAUUACUCGUCUACGCUUGGACCUGACCAGCAAGACCUUCUUAGUACACCAAUUGCUCAAAGCCACGACGGUGGGCCAGGCCACGAGUUCUCAGAGGGGCUCAAUGAGUCUAAUCUGGUCCAAAAGAGUAUCGAUAAAUGCAAGCGUCUACAAAGACUGGUUGCUAUCAAGCUUGCCAUCAGGAUGAUUCUGCAUAUACACAUCGGCAAGAGUCCGCGUUAUAUCUGUAACAGCGCCGACUAUGUCUAUGAACCAGGUCAUUUGCCUCAAAAUGCCAACGAACUAAUUCGACAUCUGAAGCGGGUCAGAAAUAGCUUGAGGUUGAUGAACUCGGAGGAUCUACGUUCAUCUUGGAGAGCAUAUCAGAUCCUUACGAGGAGAGACACAUGCAAACUUGAUCAAGACAUUUGCGACCUGGCAGGGCAGUUAAGGCGCGGCGAGAUAAGUGUGGCGCAGUUGGUAGAGCAAUUCGCAGCAAAAGUAUUAUCCUCGCCCGAAUCGCCUACUGUCCGUGGAUACAUCCCUUUGCUUAGCGCUCUCUCUCAGGCGCGAUUCGAUGAAUUGGGCUUUAUGAUCGAUGGUACUAUGAUAGAGGCUCGACUUCCGUAUGACCGACAUGCAGUCUUCAUUCUAUUAUGGCAGUAUGGCAAGAACAAAGAGUCGCACUAUUUUGACCGCCUACUGAAGAAGCUGACCACAGAUAGCGCAAAGGCUCAAUUUGGAGAGCAAUGGGAAUGGAGAACUAUCAACCACACACUUAUUCCAGUUCCUCCAUCAAGAGACCCACAAAUCUUGCAAAUCCUGAUCUAUACUGCGUUAAAGUGCAAUCAGCCGCAUCGGGCUGAAGCGUGGUCGACGAUGCUGGGUUAUGCACGUACUGGUAAUAUGUGGCUCUCACAUGUCAUACGCAACUUCUUGAAAUAUUAUUCGGUGCACAAAAAUUGGCAUAAAGGUCAGACCUGGAUGGAAACGGCAUUGGACCAAGCAGAAAUCCUUGCUGGCCAAGGCGUUCGUCACCUUCAGCGGAUAGUAUUCGCCAUGUUGGACUGUUGUGCAUCCCAUGGGAAACGUAGCUUAUAUCGAGAUAUACUACGCGCAGCGGUCCAGUGUCGCUUAGGGGUAUAUAGUGCUGAUCUGGGUCUUGCUUUGCCACAAAGAUCGGCGGACAUACUUCGAGAGUGGCAAUCUUAUCAUGAGCUGGUCUACAAUGGUGAGACUGAAGCUCUCUCAUCCGUCCAAAAGGCACGAAUGUUUGCUCGGAAGCUCGGACACAUUCGCAAACUCGGGCCUGAGGAAAAAAAUGCCUCUAACCGUGCUCGACCUGUUGACGAUAAGGAGGAAGCAGGAAGGGGCGGCAACACCAGGAGCUCUGCAGAAGGCUUGUCGGAGCUUUUGGUAGAUGUCGAUACACACCCUGAGGAGGGCUCGGCCACCUCCAAUUCCGCUCAUGAUGAGGCUGAGGCUGCCCCAUGGAAAGAAUUAUGUCGUCAACAGCAAACUCAGCUGGACUCGCUCAGGCGACAACUUGAAGCAUUGAGAUCUGGACAGGACUUGGACCCCGCUUCGAUGGGGAGGGAACAUGACAAGCAUCCCUCAAGAACCGAGGAAAAGAGCACAAAGGUUUUUCAAGGCAUUGCAUUUCGUGCACCUGAUUCGCAAAUCUUUCCCAAGACGGAAGGAGAACUUAAUAUAACGGCCUCAAUGAAAGUACCUUCACUUGCAUGGCGUCCAAUCUCAUCCACAAGCAGGUCCAAGAACAUCCAAAACGAGUCAAACAACAUUUCCUCCUUGCCGCUGCCUUCACAGAAAAAAGAAAAAAACCAGCUCCUAUCCAAGAAUUCCCCAAGAGAUGUAACGAGUAAAAAGGCCGCCGCCAUAUUCACUGUCCCCAAGACCCUCGCCUCGCUCCAAAAAGAAACAGAAGUCUCUCCAGCCGGACCUACCAGACCCAAACCCACACUUCGCUUCCACCCACCUCGUGCAAAGCGAACGGGCUCCCAGCUCCAGGAGCUACGGCAGCAGAAACUAGCUCGCAGUCCUGAUACCCAAGCACCGAUCACCCCAGCGCCUCUCUCAUCCGAGUCGGAGGAAGAAGAGAAGAAGAAGAUAGCACCUCCUCACGCCACGCAUCCGGAAGCACCAACCGCCCCUUCGACCCCCGUACCCACACAGGCCGGAGAAGAGAAGACGGCACCUCCCAUCACCCCUACAACAUUGCAGCCUCCGUCACUUCUCCCGCCAUAUCGAAUACUCAGGAUCCAGGAGUCUGGCUCGAGGCCGGAAGAAGCGGAAAACAUGCCCACGGCAAGGAGGGAUGGCAUUCUUCGCUUGGACUUGGGAGUGGAGGGGAGGGGGGAGGCGUUACUGUAG